AAUAUAGAUCAGUUGAGUUGCUGUAGCAACCAGCGUUUUUUCUUCUGGACGCACGAGAGUGGGAAGUAUACGAAAGACCUUCAAUUGCUUCCGUGUUCUUGAACUACUGAACUCAUGCGGCAAUGUCGGCAAUCUCCAGCCUUGUUCCAGCACGGUUUCUUACACUCAUUGCUCAUCUUGUCAUUGUGAUCACCAUCUUCUGGUCUCGGGAGAACAAUGUAUUGGCUUGCUUGCCUUUGCAAUAUUCACAACAAGACUACAACAACAAGGAUACUGAGUUGAUUGUGGCCCUCUCUGUGACCCUUGGAAUGUUUGCAAUCGAGCUGGCUGGAUUCUUUUCUGGCAUCUCAAUGUUUAACAGCAGCCAAAGUCUGCUAUCUUUAGUUGCUCACUGCAGUGCUGCUGUCACCCUGUCCUUCUUCGUGUUUCGGAAGUGGGAGUGCUGGACCUACUGGUACAUUUUUGGAUUCUGCAGUGCCCUCCCAGCAUUAAUUGAGAUUGUCCUAUUUAUUGCGGUACUGGGAAUGAAGAAGAAGCCGCUGUGAGUGCACAUAUGAAAAAGAAACUGAUCAAACAAAAGGAAGCCUGCUUCAGCCCAGUGCAAACAAUGAGGACAUCUGGCUGUGUCUCGUCUGUCUGAGAGAUGUCAUUGGCACUUCAGAUCCUCCAGAUGGAGCACUUCUCCUGAUUGCACUCUGCAAAAUUGUAUUGUUACUUUAUUAUAUAGUUAAUUAUAUUAAAAUGUCCUUGUAAAGGGCCAUGUAUAUAUUGUUUUAUACUUUCUACUAAAUAUUUUCUCCAGUAUUUUUUUAUAAUGCAUUCAGAUUACCAAUAAAAGCUAGAUGAUUUUGUGGGCUGUCUAUUUUUGUUUUUUGCCGUAUCUUUACACAAUUUAUGUGGCUGCAGACAGGGAGACAAAGAUGCACAGUGACUAAUCCUGCGCUCGCCUCUGACUCAUUGCUUGGGAGUUCUCAGAGAAGCAGAGCAUAGUGUUACAUCUCACGUGUACUGACAACCUGGAUAACUUAACCUUAAUUGCCAUCUUAGACUUCCUGUUUAUCUGUGCUUCAGAUUAUGUAAAGGAGGGUCUAUGCAUAUUUAGAAAGAAACCUGUUACUUUUUACUAAACUACACAAAAUGAGACUUGUAUUUAUUAUUGAUGCUCACGGCUAAAAGCAGGGAAUGCAAAUUACGUUCCACCAGGCCUGCAGAAUGUUCUGGUUCAUUAAAAUUGAACAUGUCACUUAUUGUAUUUGAUAUAAUUAUGUGAAGAUUUUCAUCAUUUUUAAAUUAUUCUUAAUGCAGAAAAGUAAUUAAAUAGAAAAUGUUUUAUGGCCUGAUAGAAUACUACAUGAUCCAGUAAUACAGUGCCUUUUACUUAGGAUAGAAUCACUUUUUCUUUGCAAGGUGGAAGUUCACAUCAGGAAGACAAUCCAUCUUUCACUGUUCUCUGGUGUCCCCAUAGGGGGUGAUCCAACCCAAAACACCUAAUGAGCAGCACAUCAGUUUCCAAAACAAAAUUGAAACAAAACCGGAUAAUGCAUCAAGUGGCUUUAUUGUCCUACCACCCAUACACAGUAUUGCAGCAUACAGUGGCACAAAAAAAGUUCAUGGGGAAUGUCAUUCAACAUAUACAUAAACACAGGACAAGAGAAGAACUAUACUACAGUAGAUAAAUAAAUAAUAGGCAAAUGAGCAGAUAGUGAUAAUUUGAAAGAUAGUAGUAAUAAUAACAACAACAUAUAGUAAAAACAACAGUAGUAGUAAAUGCCCUGUACUACAUAUAAAUAAACUACUAGGAGCAGAUCUGAGGGUGGGAGGGCGGCCAAAAUGUAGAAACUGUUGCAGGAUUGGUUUCAGAUGCUACAGAAGCUUCUGCCAGAUGGAAGUGGGACAAAGCGACUGUGGAUGUAAUGCUUGAUAAAAAUGCCCUUAGUGGAGGGCAGAGAGGUCCAAAUGAUUUUUUUAUGCUGUGUACACUGUCUUUUGUAGGACCUUUUGGUCAGAAAAACUACAGUUCUAGAACCAGACUGUGAUGCAGCCCGUCAGAACACUCUCGAUGAUGCCCCUGUAGAUUGUGCUUAGAAAGGGGGGAGGUAGGCCUACUUUUUUCAGCCAACAAAGGAAGUGGAGAUGCUGCUGCAACGUUUUGGCUAAGGAUGUGGUGUUAACUGACGACAUAUUGUCAGCUGCCAGGUGCACACCAAGAAAUUUGGUGCUGUUGAACAAUUCCACUGCAGUGCCCUUGGUGUACAGUGGGGAACGGACAGUAUGGGACUUGUUAAAGUCAACAGUCUUCUCUUUCAUCUUUAGUGGGGACAAAUCAUAUAACUCUGGAGAGGUUGGAGUAGCAGAAAGUGAAAAUUGUUUAAUUCAAUUUCUUUAUGUUUUCCUGGUAUUUCUUUUUCUUUAGUUCCAUUGUCAGUU
This is a messenger RNA of Polypterus senegalus (gray bichir), 2427 nucleotides long. Its product is annotated as transmembrane protein 107-like. The record is from RefSeq and is a predicted model, not a curated record. Gene Ontology annotation, biological process: protein localization to ciliary transition zone; non-motile cilium assembly. Gene Ontology annotation, cellular component: MKS complex. The transcript has 6 exons. Lineage: Eukaryota; Metazoa; Chordata; Cladistia; Polypteriformes; Polypteridae. The coding region runs from base 123 to 545 and encodes 140 amino acids.